UAGCUAAACGCUUCUUUAUUGAAUACCCAUUGUGCUAUUUCGAAAAUUUUAUUGAAAACUAAUUGUUUUUUCGAAAGUUAAUUGUUGCAUUUCUGGGCCUGAAGGGAAAUUAUGAAAUCUCAAGGAAUUGAUAUUUCGCUGAAUCGUGCUAAAAGGAAGUGCUACUGAUCACUAUUCAAAUUUCGUUCUUGUCACGUCAUAAUAAAGUCUGGGCAAAUCUCAGUUAUACAGCGUGGUCAGUUUCAUUGGGUCGAAGAGGAGGCAUAUUUUUGAACAGUUGAGAGAAGGGAACUUUUUUGACGACGUCCAAAGUGCUUACAUCUCCCAACGGCAAGACAAACAAUUCCUGCUUUAAAUUAAAGCCUGUCAAGAUGACUGCAAAACAUUUAUGGAUUUUCGUGAUUUUAAUUAUGUUGGCCACCCAAACAGAAGGGUGGAGGAGAAGGCGAAGACGGAGGUGCCCAAGAACAAACUGUGCCGUCACUUCUUUCAAUCAAUGGAGUUCAUGUAGCCAGCCAUGUGGUAACGGAGGGACACAGACUCGUACACGCACUGUAACAAGGCGACCUUCAUGUGGUGGGUCCUCGUGUCCUCCGCUGCGAGAAACACGUGCUUGCAAUCGAGGAUGUUCUAAUGGGGGUUUUGCUCUCACUGGUCGAUGUCUCUGUAAGAGCGGAUAUGGCGGACAAUGCUGUACUAGAGUCAACGGAGGCUGGUCCACUUGGAGUUCAUGGAGCGUGUGCGACGCUCGCUGUGGGACUGGUAAACAGAAACGCACACGAAGCUGCACAAAACCGUCUCCAAAAAAUGGCGGCAAAACUUGCCCUGGCUCAUCGCAGCAAGAUCGAGCCUGUACACUACGCCCCUGUCCAGUGAAUGGCGGUUGGUCAAAGUGGAGCAGAUGGACUUCAUGCUCCCAAAGCUGUGGAAGUGGUUCUCGACAACGUUUUCGAAGCUGUACCAAUCCACGGCCAAAACAUGGCGGGAGACCUUGCAUAGGCCCAACACGAGUUAAGAUGACUUGUAACAAGAACCAAUGCCCCGUACACGGUGGCUGGUCAAGUUGGAGUGGUUGGACUUUAUGCACCAAAUCCUGUGAAACUGGUACCCAAGAACGUUCCAGAAGCUGUACAAAUCCUCGUCCACAACAUGGUGGCAAAUCUUGCCAAGGGUCCGCAAAGCUGGUGCGAUCAUGCAACCAACAGCCUUGCCCAGUACACGGCGACUGGUCACGUUGGAGCGGUUGGACUUCAUGCACCAAAUCCUGUGGAAGUGGUUCUCAAGAACGCACCAGAAGCUGUACAAAUCCUCGUCCACAACAUGGUGGCAAAUCUUGCCAGGGGUCCGCAAAGCUGGUGCAAUCGUGCAAUCAGCAGCUUUGCCCCGUUGACGGUGGCUGGUCAAGCUAUAGUGGUUGGACUUCAUGCACCAAAUCCUGUGGAACUGGUACUCAAGAACGCACCAGAAGCUGUACAAAUCCUCGUCCACAACAUGGUGGCAAACCUUGCCAAGGGUCCGCGCAACUGGUGCGAUCGUGCAACCAGCAGCCUUGCCCCGUGGAUGGAGGAUGGUCAGGUUGGGGUUCUUGGUCAAGCUGCAGCCACCCCUGUGAUGUUGGAGUACAGGGGCGAUCACGAACCUGCACAGCACCUUUACCUCAAUAUGGAGGAAAAUCCUGUCCAGGAGCAGGGAAUGAACAGCGCGUGUGCAACACGCAUCCAUGUCCAGUCAAUGGAGGUUGGUCCAGCUGGUCUGUGUCGGUGCCAUGCAGUGUAACUUGCGGCAAUGGAGUAGAAACCAUUUCACGAUCUUGCACAGAUCCUGCGCCUAAAUAUGGGGGAAAGCCCUGUUCCGGAAAAGCAAAGAAAGAGCAGCCUUGCUCGAGAAUUCCUUGUCCUGUCAACGGGGGUUGGUCUGAUUGGUCCAUGUUGAUACCAUGUAGUGUCAGUUGCGGCAAUGGAAUAGAGAUUCUCUCUCGCACGUGUACAAAUCCCGAGCCUAAACAUAGUGGAAAGCCAUGUACAGGAACCACACGAAAGGAACAGGCAUGCGCAAGAAUUCCUUGUCCAGUCGACGGUGGUUGGUCAGAUUGGAGUGAAUGGAAUUCCUGUAGUAAAUCCUGUGGUACAGGUUUGCAAGAAAGGUCUCGGAGCUGUACACAGCCAGCGCCCUUGCACAGUGGGAAACCUUGUGAGGGGGAAUCAUUGGAAAAUCGUGGGUGCAAUACACAUUCGUGUCCCGUUGACGGUGCUUGGUCAAGCUGGAGUACCUGGACGUUUUGCAGCCAGUCUUGUGGAAAUGGUGUUAAGGAGCGCUUCAGGAACUGCACGCAGCCAGCGCCCAGUCACGGCGGGAAAAACUGCCAAGGAGAUGCACAGGAAAAGCAUGAAUGUAACGCACAUUCCUGCCCGGUGAACGGCGGUUGGAGUGUUUGGAGUUCUUGGUCUGACUGUGGUAAAACUUGUGGCGGAAGCGUCAGAGAACGCACUCGUUCUUGCACAAACCCACCCCCCUUUUUCGGAGGGAAAGGCUGUGGUGCACAUAACCACGAAACGAAGGAAUGCGCCUUGAAUAAAUGCCCAGUCCAUGGCGGUUGGUCCAACUGGAGCAAUUGGACAGAAUGUAACGUGAGUUGCGGUUCUGGUGUCGUGACGCGUGAUCGCUACUGUAACAAUCCCGAACCAGCCGUCGGUGGCAAACAUUGUAAUGGAACUAAUAAGGAGAGCAAGUCGUGUAGGGCUGAAGGACAAUGCAUAGUUGAGGUCGGCUGUCACGACAGCUUUUCGUCGGACAAACUUGCAAGCUUUAAUGAUGAUAUUGACUGGUCCUCUCACUUUUCUUCACAACUGCGAAAGAUUAUAGGAAAAUGUGCUAAUUUAGCUGCGGAGAAGAAAUACAGAUUCUUCGCAAUGGAAGACUUUGGAAAUUGCCAUGGAGGGCAUGUUUUCGUUAGUCGAUCCAAGGCAUCUCGGUGUAAUUAUGGCGUCGGUUUGAAGGGAUAUUACUUUGUCUAUAAGGUCUCUUUAUCGACUUUCACGAAUACCUUUGCGAAAAUGAUGCCAAAAUUGCUUUUGUCCUUUGCUAUGCUCUGCUUUGCUUCGGUGGUACACCAAACAGAUGGAUGCCUGUUCAGCUCGGGCUGCAGCAAAAAGGACUGCGUAGUAAGUUCCUGGUCCAAGUGGAGUAAUUGUACCCAGUUAUGUGGUGAGGGAGGAACACAAUGGCGAACACGCCGAGUGAUUAAAGGAGCCAGAUGUGGUGGGUCUUGUCCGUACUUGCUCGCAGAUAUCCGGACAUGUAAUAAUGCAUGUCCCAACGGUGGAACUCCAGUUUUUGGUCAGUGCAACUGUAAACCCGGCUAUAGUGGAAAGUGCUGCACUGGAGUUGAUGGAGGUUGGUCCGACUGGAGCAACUGGACAGCUUGUUCGAAAACCUGUGAAGUUGGAAUCAAAUCGCGAACGCGGAAGUGCUCCGAACCAGUGCCGCAAAAUGGCGGGAAAUCAUGUGAAGGGUUACCGAAAGAAGAAAAGAAGUGCGGUAACAAGCAACCGUGUCCAAUUGAUGGAGGUUGGUCAGAUUGGAGUGAGUGGACUCCUUGUAGCGAAGAAUGUGGCUCAGGCUUUCAAGAGCGUGCUCGUAACUGCAGCCAACCAGAGCCUAAUUUUGAUGGAAAACCUUGCAAGGGAGAGGCUGAAGAAGUUCGAGAGUGCAACCAGAACUGUGAAGAAGACAUAUUCGGUCGUUUGUUGUAAAAUCGUUCCGUGUUACCCAAUGAGUGCUGUCUUGUUAGUUUGUUCUAGCCUGUGUUGCUUUUUGAGCAUCCGAGUUAAGUUUAGUUUGCCUUAGUUUCAUUUGCUAGAGUGCUUUCCGAUUUGUUAUUGUCAUUGAACCAAUACUAAAGUAAUCGCUGCAAAGAAAAAAUGUCAAAAAGGGCUAAUGUGUAUCCAAGGUAAGUAAAGGCCAACUUGUUGAAGCAUUAUUUUGUCUUAAAAGGGCAUUAAUUGAUGUUAUAACUGUAAAAUUCUUUCUUAGAUAAAGCAAAGCAUGGCCAUGAUAAACUAGCGGAUUUUUCAAUGGACACGGAAGAGCUACUUUAUGAUCUCGCUACACUAGUCCCAUCGUCCUUAGCGGUACGCGUUAACUCAUUAGUAUUCAAAGAACGGAAUAACUACAGAACAUUACCAUAACCUAACCUGGUGCAGCAUCAUUUAUGUUUUCUUUUUUAUGAUGCAAUUAUGCCGGCCUCGCUUGGGGAUAUACGAUUCAACAUUCACUGAAUGAUAAUUCAGAUUUAAAAUCUUCUUUUUGUGGUUAGUCACAGAGUAGGUUUUAGCUUCCAUUGCGACAUUGUUUCAAUUCUACGACCGGUGCUGUGAUAUGCAACGAGAAAUUGAUUUUAUGAAGAUCACAGGGACUUAACUGUCAUGUCCCAACAAACGGCGUAAACAAGA
Messenger RNA from Stylophora pistillata, 4451 nucleotides. RefSeq names its product SCO-spondin. Lineage: Eukaryota; Metazoa; Cnidaria; Anthozoa; Scleractinia; Pocilloporidae. The record is from RefSeq and is a predicted model, not a curated record.